This is a messenger RNA of Rhincodon typus (whale shark), 1505 nucleotides long. Its product is annotated as zinc finger protein 628-like. The annotation marks the transcript as partial. The transcript is spliced from 3 exons. The record is from RefSeq and is a predicted model, not a curated record. NCBI's taxonomy places the organism in Eukaryota, Metazoa, Chordata, Chondrichthyes, Orectolobiformes, Rhincodontidae.
UCGAUCCGAGGGAGCAGCUGAUCGGCCUUUGGAUGCUUCGCAAUCAUCACUCGGCAAUCCCUGUACGAGGCUGGGGGAAACUUUGAAGUAAACCAUCCCUCUCCUCCGCCACCACCGAGCGAGAGCAGCCCGCUCCGAGCGAUGGAGGGUGUCCCUCCCGGCUGUGAGGAAGGGACAAGGACGUUCGGCUCUGUCUCGCUGGUGAAACGCAGUCCACCUGCGCUAUCCCGUGCGCGGCUCCCUCGUCCAGCGGGCAAGACCCCAGGCGAAAAUACAGGCCAGGAUCCGAAAUCGUCAAUAACCCAGAGACGGUCGGCCUACGCGAGGAGAUGGCAGAGGGAGUGCGGGCCCCGCCUGGCGCCCAGGGUGCCUACCAGUGCCUGGAGUGCGGAAAAGCCUUCAAGUGGUCGUCACGGCUGACCCACCACCAGAGGAGCCACACGGGGGAGAGGCCUUACAAGUGCCUGGAGUGCGGCAAGGCCUUCAAAGGCUCGUCGGCCCUUCUGUACCACCAGCGCGGGCACACGGGGGAGAGGCCUUACAAGUGCUCGGAGUGCGGCAAGGCCUUCAAACGGGCCUCGCUGUUGGCCGUGCACCAGCGGGUCCACACGGGCGCCCGGGUCUUCCGGUGCCAGUUCUGCGGCCUGACCUUCAAGUGGUCCUCCCACUACCAGUACCACCUGCGGCAGCACACGGGUGAGAGGCCCUACCAGUGCUCGGACUGCGGCAAGGCCUUCCGCAACUCCUCCAGCCUGUCGCGGCACCGCCACCUCCACACGGGGGCCCGGCCCUUCCCCUGCCGGGUGUGCGGCAAGGCCUUCGCCCAGAGCUCCAACCUGCAGCAGCACCAGCGCACCCACACGGGCGAGCGGCCCUACGGUUGCGGGGAGUGCGGCCGGGCCUUCACACAUUCCUCCAACCUGCUGCUCCACCGCCGCACCCACACGGACCAGGCACCCCUCCCCUGCCGGGUCUGCGGCAAAUCUUUCGCCGCCCCGGCCUACCUCCGCCGGCACCUGCGCACCCACGGGAGUUUGGCGGGCGCUGAGGAGAGGGGAGCCGGAGGAGGAGGAGGGCCGGAGCCUCCCGGCGUGGAGGAAGGGGAGGGAGACCCGGCGACGGUGGCCGGGGAGGAGGUGGUAGUGGUCGAGGAGUUGGAGGAAGAAGUGGUGCCCUGCCCGCUAGCGGCCGGGGAUGAGGCGCCCUACAAAUGCGCCGUCUGCGAUGCCAGCUUUGCCCGCCUGGCGGGCCUCCUGGCCCACCAGCGCGGGCACACGGCCGAGCAGCGCCUGGUGCAGGCUGAGGCGGAGGUCACAUGCCCGGUGCCCGCUCCCCUCCCUCCUCCUCCUCCUCCUCCUCCUCCCUCCACCGCGGCGCCCCGCUCCUCCUCCGGGGACCCGGGACGCCCCUACCAGUGCUCGGAGUGCGGCAAGGCCUUCAAAGGCUCCUCGGGCCUCCGCUACCACCAGCGCGGGCACACGGGGGAGAGGCCUUACAAGUGCUCG